Molecule: messenger RNA, 693 nt
Organism: Monascus purpureus
Lineage: Eukaryota; Fungi; Ascomycota; Eurotiomycetes; Eurotiales; Aspergillaceae
Source: the annotation of a GenBank genome assembly
AUGGCGUCAGUUCAUCACACUAUGCCAACGUCUCAUCGAGACCCUAUGGCAAUCGACUCGCUGCUGAAUCCCCCAGACACGCAAAUGGAUUCUCGAUUACAACGCUUAUACAGAGAACAAUCCCAUUCGCCGACGACUUCCUCCAGUCCAGAUCGCUAUUACUACUCACCAUUUCACGACAGUCGCUCAUACUCGGACGCAUCUGGUACAAACCAUGAUCAGUCCUACUUCUCGUAUGGACUUCGGUCCAUGAAUUCAUCUCCCAAUUCGUAUGACCGAGAGCGUUAUGACUCCGUCUCCAGCACAUCGAGCAACACCGCAGAACGCCGUCGACCGCCACGACUCAAAUACGAAGAAGAAGAGAUGUACUUUAUCUGGUACCACCGGGUUGAUCUCUGCCAGGAGUGGAAAGAAGUGCGGGAGAGCUUCAAUCGACAAUUUCCACACCGGCAACGCAGUGGCUUCCAGGGUAUCCAGUGCAAGUUCUACCGCUUCAUCAAGGAAAAGAAAUGUCCGACACUGCGGGAACAGAGGCGGAUGCGUGAUGGUGAAUUCCUUCGAGAAGGGUCUGCAUUAACCGAGCCUACUCCGCCCAAAUUUGGGGUCGUCGAGUGGGCCGGUGUGUGGUAUCCUUGGAUGCGCGAGGAUAAAGAACAAGUACUCGGGCACAAGCCUGCUGGAGUUGGAAUUUAG